GUGACUUGACAGCAAUUGCAGUUUAGAGGGCUCUCUGUGGGCAGGGUUGGAUGCAGGAAGUCCUGGUAACAACAAGGAACACAUGGGCUUGUGUAGGAGUGUUUGUCACCAUGCAUUAGCCAACCAUGUACACAGGAAAGAGGCUGACUUACAAGAAUCAGCUCCUGAAGGCCCAGCUAGGCCAACAGCCAACUUCCACUCUACUUGGGAUGUUUUCACUUUCAGGACAUCUUGUUCUGAGUCAAGAUUCCUCCUUCUGAAUGUGGGACUUUCCAGAAGGACUUCAGCUCCUUCCAUGCAUCCACUUGGCCUGGGAUGUUCUGGAUUUUGAUUGUCGAGGGAGUUCAUCUGCCUCUCUGGAGAAGGAUGGCCAAGUGCUUCCUGCGGAAUCUGCUUCUCUGGGAAGUUCUUUUUCCCAUUGCAGUUAUUGGUGCUCAAGUACUAAGCAAGGUGGGGGACUCUGUGCUGCUGUUGGCAGAGCAUCCCCCUGGCUUCCAAGUCCGUGAGGUCAUCUGGAGAUCUCUUUGGCCUUCAGAAGAGCUCCUGGCCAUGUUUUUCCGGGGCUCCCUGGAGACUCUGUACCACUCCCGCUUCCUGGGCAGAGCCCAGCUGCACAGCAACCUCAGCCUGGAACUCGGGCCCUUGCAAUCUACAGACAGUGGCAAUUUCUCCGUGCUGAUGGUGGACACAGGAGGUCAGACCUGGACCCAGACCCUGCAGCUCAAGGUGUAUGAUGCGGUACCCAGGCCCACGGUUCAAGUGUUCAUUGCUGUAGCAGGGGAUGAUCAACCCCUCAAAACCUGUCAGGUCUUCUUGUCCUGCUGGGCCCCCAACAUCAGUGACAUAACCUAUAGCUGGCGACGAGAGGGGACAAUGGGCUUUGGUGUUGAAUCACACAGCCUCUUCACAGACGGACAGGUGCUGAGUGUUUCCCUGGGACUAGGAGACAAGGAUGUGGCCUAUUCCUGCAUUGUCUCCAACCCUGUCAGCUGGGACUUGGCCACAGUCACCCCCUGGGAGAGCUGCCAUCAUGAGGCAGCACCAGGUAACGCCUCCUACAAAGAUGUGCUACUGGUGGUGGUGCCCAUCUCACUGCUCCUGUUCCUGGUUGGUCUCUUCUUUGCAUGGCACUGUGGCCUCUGCUCAGGGAAAAAGAAGAUGGAUGCCUGUACUGACCAAGUGACUGCAGAGACAGAGAACCCCCUUGUAUAGAAUGUGUCAUGAGGGACAAUAAAAUCUGACCACUGGAUAAUGAGGAACCUCUCUGCCCCAGCACAAGAUGCUCUGGGGACGUAGCUGGAACCUGGAAACUUUCAAGGACCUUAUACCUCCUUUGACACUCCUGUCCUGCCUCCCAGGAACAGCCUGGGCAGCUGUCACACUGGGAGGACAGAAAGUAUUGGCACAAACCUCCACACCUCUCCCUUCUUUCUCCCCACUUUUCAUAUCCUGGCUGUCUUUCCUGGGCAAGAUGGGGCUAACAGGAUGUUCCCUCAAGAACACCAGAAAGCCCAGAGCAGUGGCACAUGCCUAUAAUCCCAGCAACUCUGGAAGCUCAGGAGGAUGGCAAGUUUGAAGUCAGCCUGGGCAACUUAGUAAGACCCUGUCUCAAAAUAAAAGAUAAUGAAACAGGUUGGGGAUGUGCCUCAGUGGUAGUGCACCCCUGGGUUCAAUCCCAAUACAACAACACUGGAAGUUCUCCAAGAUCACAUGGAGACUGAUUGUUCAAGACAUUCAUCAUUCCCCCACAACUAUACAUAAAGUUUUACCCAACUGGCACCAAAGAAUUGCCUCCAGCUUUGGUUCUGAACUCUAAAAGAUAGCCGACAUUAGAACUAACAAAAUGAAUCACACACCACCAGUUCCAGUCUAGCCGUAGCCUGUAUGGUUUGAGAUUCCAAUACUUACUGAUGGUGAAUUAUUACAAGAACAGGUCUCAAAUAAGUGAAGGUGGGGGAGGACAGGAAUUCCUCUUUCUGACCUGAAAGCUUUUAGGUCAUUUGAGUUCGUGGCCCCUCAAAAAUAUUUUGCAGUUAAGGUUGACCAAGAAUGGUUGACAUGCCAUAUGGUUGGAACUAGAGCCAUUUUUCUGGUAACAUCCUAUUAAUAGACAUCAUCACCAUCUCCAUUGACCCUAAUCCCUCUUGCAGGAUCUGGGGGAGGAAGGCAGAGGGUGACAUUUAAGGUUUUCUCCUUGCUCUCUAGCUUAGUGACUGAAAAUAUACACUGAAAUACUGAAAAGAUAUACCGAAUUUGCCUUUACCAACAGGAAGUUCUUGCUCAACUUCAAGAAAAGCAGCUGAGCUCAGGAUGUCUUUCUGCCUGAGAUUUGGAGUGAAGAUCCAGGAAAAGCUACAAAGAAGGAAAAUUAUGGAGAGGAGGGGUGCUGAGGCAUUUUAAACUCUACCAUUGUCCUUCUCAGAUGCAAGUGCAGAAAAGCUACCCAAGUUCAAGGAGAGAAACAAAGACCCCACCAUUCAGUGGGAGGAUUGUCAAGAUCACAUUGCCAUAUGGGGUGGAAGAUGUUAUUGUGGUCACCUUUAGAAAAUACAUGCUGCUACUGCGUGGAUCUGUCUGGAAAGUUCUGGGCUACUUAUUGCCACUGGAGAGUAGGGGAAACUUGAUGAUCUAAACUUACCCUCGGGAAUUAGUAGCUGAUAAAAUUCAUAGUUAACUCCCACCCAAAUGUAACUGGAUUUUAUUCUGGGGCCUCACUCAAGUCUUCAUAAUAGAGAGGAAAGAGGUAUUAAAGAAAUAGGGGUAGAUUUUGAAUAUUUACCCAGCGUGGCUUUGAUGCUUCUACCAAGAUGUCAGUCCUGUCCUAGGACCUUCUCUCUUAUCCCUGAUGCCUGGGAAGUCAGUCCACUGUGCAGAAAAGAUCAGCACAACUGAAUCCCUCCUCCACUCGACUGUUCUUGGAUUUCCCCUUUGUGGCUCUUUUGAGUUCCCCUGAAUUUCACCUGGAUUUACCUAAUUCUCAUCCAUUUCCUGCACCCACUUCUCUCCUAUCACCUUCCACCUAAGCCCACCUGCAAAGUGUACAUGCCCACUCCACCUGGCCAUUGGUGCUGCCCUCACGUACAGGUAUUCCUCAUGCCUGAUCACUAAAUCAUGCAAAACUGGCCUGCCCCUAAAAGUGAUGUAAGAAAGAAAGCCUGAGAUCUAGCAAUGAGCCAAGGUGGGUCCAUGGAGAAAAACACACCACUCCCCACCUUUCUUUCCUUCAUCUCCAGAGUCAACUCAUAUCAGAGCAGUUGUGAAUGGGGUGGGGCCCACAGUUCUUCACAAAGUGACUCUUAGCAAUUUGCAUACACAGUGAUUUCAUAGUGAGCUGCACCAGGGCCUCUUUGAACAGAUCUAUGCUGCUCAAAUAAACUAGUGUUCCCAUCCCCAAUGA
Molecule: messenger RNA, 3397 nt
Organism: Sciurus carolinensis (gray squirrel)
Lineage: Eukaryota; Metazoa; Chordata; Mammalia; Rodentia; Sciuridae
Gene: Slamf8
Product: SLAM family member 8
Exons: 5
Coding region: 316-1212 (298 amino acids)
Biological process (GO): leukocyte chemotaxis involved in inflammatory response; regulation of B cell differentiation
Molecular function (GO): signaling receptor activity
Source: RefSeq, a predicted model, not a curated record